UUGCCCGCCUAUCGCCACGUGACCCGCCGUGGUAAGCUCAGAUUCGCGUGCGCAGUGUAGGCUGCCGGCGCUGGCGUCAACUGGUGCCAGCUUACCCGCCGCAAUUGACAACCUACCCUCACGAUUGCCACCCGCGAAGCUUGCUUGUUUUGUCCUCCGCAAGCUUGCCAUCUUGCUGAACCCUCGACAAUUUUCUGUCUCACUAGCUACAUAAACACUCGAAAAUAUGGACAGAUUUAGAAGCCUUCUUGGAGGCGGCGGCCUUGGUAUGGGCGGAGCUGCUCACGGCACGGAUAACACAAGUCUUAUCGACAACUCCGAAACAGUUUAUAUUUCAUCAUUGGCGUUGCUCAAAAUGCUUCGUCACGGCCGAGCUGGUGUCCCAAUGGAAGUCAUGGGUCUGAUGCUGGGCGAAUUCGUCGACGACUUUACAGUCAAGGUCAUGGAUGUCUUUGCCAUGCCUCAGAGCGGUACUGGCGUCAGUGUCGAAGCAGUUGAUCCCGUAUUCCAGACCAAGAUGAUGGACAUGCUCCGUCAAACUGGACGUCCCGAAUCCGUCGUCGGUUGGUACCACUCGCAUCCUGGAUUCGGCUGCUGGCUAUCGUCGGUUGAUAUCAACACCCAGCAAUCUUUCGAGCAGCUUAACCCGCGCGCCGUUGCCGUCGUCAUCGAUCCGAUUCAAUCAGUCAAGGGCAAGGUCGUUAUCGACGCCUUCCGUUUGAUCAACCCUCAGCUUCUCAUGAUGGGCCAGGAGCCUCGUCAGAGUACUAGCAACUUGGGUCACCUCAACAAGCCCUCAAUCCAAGCUCUUAUCCACGGCCUCAACAGACACUACUACUCUAUCGGCAUCAACUACCGCAAGACAGCGCUGGAAGAGAACAUGCUAAUGAACCUACACAAGCACGUGUGGACAGAAGCCCUGGAGAUGGACGACUUCAAGGCCGAGGGCGAAAAGAACAAGGAUAGAUUACAGAGACUAGUCACUCUGGCCGAUGGCUACGAGAAGCGCGUAAAGGAAGAGACAGAGCUCACAAAGGAGCAGCUGAAGACGCGAUACGUUGGCAAGGUCGACCCGAAGAAACAUUUGGAAGACGUUGGACAAGAGCUCAUUGAGGACAACAUUGUUUCAGUAUCAAGGCAGAUGAUCGACAAGGAGGCGACCAUGCCACGAAAAGACGGCCAGUCUUGUUCCAAGGAGGCGCAGGGCGGCGACCAAAUGGAUACCGAGGAGGAACUUUAAAGACAUAGAUGACACCAAGAAAUAAAUGGAAUAAUGACUUUUCUUCUGCAAGAUGCCACAUGGUAUAAAAAGCACCUUUGCUAAAUAUAAACAUCAUUCCAACGCAAACU
Messenger RNA from [Torrubiella] hemipterigena, 1350 nucleotides. Lineage: Eukaryota; Fungi; Ascomycota; Sordariomycetes; Hypocreales; Clavicipitaceae. The record is from the annotation of a GenBank genome assembly.